Molecule: messenger RNA, 1662 nt
Organism: Penicillium riverlandense
Lineage: Eukaryota; Fungi; Ascomycota; Eurotiomycetes; Eurotiales; Aspergillaceae
Product: putative transcription initiation factor TFIID subunit 12
Exons: 3
Coding region: 1-1662 (553 amino acids)
Biological process (GO): RNA polymerase II preinitiation complex assembly; DNA-templated transcription initiation
Cellular component (GO): SAGA complex; SLIK (SAGA-like) complex; transcription factor TFIID complex
Molecular function (GO): TBP-class protein binding; DNA binding; protein heterodimerization activity
Source: RefSeq, a predicted model, not a curated record
AUGGAUGGGUCACAAGGCCAGGCGGGUCAGCCCAUGGUGGCGUCGCAGCAGCAGCAGCACUCCAACCUCAUUCGGACCGACCAGGUGCAGAAGCUGCCACACCUCAAUGACCAGCAAAAGGCCCAGCACACCCAGCUGGUGCGUGGCCUCUGGGAGCUGCUCAACACGCGCGACCCAUCGAGCCACGAGUACCAGACGGCGCAUAUGAAGCUCACGCAGCUGUCCCAGAAUCUGAUGAAGGGGAUGCGCCUCUUCCAGCAGAGCCGGCAGCAGGCGCUGCAGCAGCAGCAACAACAACAGCAGGCGCAGCAACAGCAGGCGCAGGGGGUGCAGGGACAGCCCGUGCAACGGACGCAGCCGAAUAAUCCUCAGAAUCUCGGUCAGUUGUUGCCUGCGAUUCAGGCCAAGGUCAACCAGCUCAACUUCUUCUUGCCUCCGAACACGACGCCCGAGCAGCUGCAGAACUGGGUCCCCGAGGCUCGACUCCGGUAUGGAAUUGCGCUGCAGAAACAAGAGGUUGGGCGCGCGCGGCUGGCGGAUCUGCGCCAGCAGUUCAAUCAACGACAGUCGCAGGGCAAUAUGACCCAGGAGGAUAUGCAGGCGUUUAAGAAUCGGCAGCUGGCGGCGGAGAAGUUGUUGCGUGAGGGUAGCGAGUUCCUCGAGAAAUUCAUGGAGCAGCAGGAGAGCUUCAAGAUGCAGCAGCAGAACCAGCAGGGGAUGAACCAGUCCGGAGGACAGGCCGUCAUGCCCCCCGCCUCGUCGACUCAGCAGCCUACUGUUGCCCCUACAUCGGCUGCUGCUCCGGCUGCGACUCAAGCAGUGGCUAGUAACCAAGGCACUACGGGUGGCAUGCAGGCACCGACGCCGGCGGCGCACACGAUCAACUCGGCUGUGAAUGCAGCGCGCAACCAGGCGGGGCAACAAACAGCCAUGUCUCCCUCGGCUUCCCAAUCGGGACAGGCUCCUUCUGCAACUGCUGGCGCCACUCCCACUUCCACCACACAACCCUCCCAGCAACCAGGCCAGCGCCAACAAGCUUCUUCUCAGCAAGGAACUCCUGGUUCUCAAGCAAUGUCCACCCAAGGCUCCGCCAGCGCCCACCCGCAGGGCUACCUGGCCAACCGCUCGACCGAGGCCACGGCGCGCAACAUCAACAUGGUGAUCCCCAAGUCUCUGAACGUGUCCACCCCGGAGCCAGUCGCCAUGCCUUCCUCGCGCCCUUCUCUGUCCGGCGGCCCCAGCCACGGCGCCAUGGGCAUGAUGGGCCAGCCCGCGAUCCAGAAACACCCCGGCUACGUCCUUGAGGGCGAGGGCCAGCGCGUGCUCAGCAAGAAGAUGCUGGAUAUCCUCGUUCGCCAGGUCACCGGCGGCGGCGAAGGCGAGAUGUUGACUCCUGACGCGGAAGAUUUCAUCCUCCAAAUGGCCGACGACUUCGUCGACGACGUAAUCACCCAAGCCUGCCGCCUCGCCAAGCUGCGCCCCUCGUCCACCCUCGAGCUACGCGACAUCCAGCUCGUCCUGGAGCGAAACUACAACAUGCGCAUCUCGGGCUUCUCGAGCGAUGACCUCCGCACCGUCAAGAAGCCGCAGCCCACCCAGGGCUGGACGCAGAAGAUGUCUGCUAUCCAGGCUGCGAAGGUGACGCAGGGGAAGACGGAGUAG